UUCUAUAUAUUCUCUUCUUCAAAUCCCACCAUUUCCGUACAUCUUCAACCCUCACAGAACUUCAAGGUUUACUUGAUCUCUUCAAAAAUCCAAAAAGUUCGAUUCGUAUUUUGGGAAUUUCUUCAAUCAAAUCGGUUAUAUUGUUCUGGGUGUUUGUUGUUUUCCCAGAAUUUUGUUGGGUGAAUUUGGGAUUUGGAUUCUCUUGAUUUGGGUUUGAUUCAGAUGCAAAAAAUGGGUACAGAUGAUGGUAGAGAAGGAUUUGUAGAGAUGGGUAGUAACCGCCACUCAGAUACGGAAGUCGUCGGAGCUGAUCGGAGGGCGUUCAGUGGUCCGUUGAACAAAAGAGGUACUCGUAAAAGUGCUAGGUUUAAUAUCCCGGAGGACGGCGGUGGUAGCAGCGCCGGCGGAAGUGUUAAAUCUCGGAAUAGUGACGAUUACGUUGAGAUCACUUUGGAUGUUGGUGAAGAUACGGUGGCGGUUCACAGUGUUAAGACCGCCGGCGGUGGUGACAUGGAGGAUCCGGAGCUGACUUUAUUGGCUAAAGGGUUGGAGAAGAGGUCUUCGUUGGGAUCGACGGUGGUUCGAAAUGCGUCGGCGAGAAUCCGACAGGUGUCGGAGGAGCUUAAGCGGUUGACGUCGUAUUCGAAACGACCACAAGCCGGUCAUUUCGAUCGGAAUAAGUCAGCCGCGACUCAUGCUUUGAAAGGGCUGAAGUUUAUCACCAAAACCGACGGCGCGGCGGCGUGGGCCGCGUUGGAGAAGCGGUUCGAUGAACUCACCGCCGCCACCACCGGCUUACUUCCACGGGCACUUUUCGGAGAAUGCAUUGGGAUGAACAAGGAUUCAAAGGACUUCGCCGGCGAACUCUUCGAUGCACUUAGCCGGAGACGGAACAUUACCGGCGACUUGAUUAACAAAGCACAAUUGAAGGAGUUCUGGGACCAAAUUGUGGAUCAAAGUUUCGAUUCAAGGCUUCAAACCUUCUUUGAUAUGGUUGAUAAAGAUGCAGAUGGCAGGAUAACCGAAGCCGAAGUCCGAGAGAUUAUAGGCCUAAGUGCUUCAGCAAACAAGUUAUCGAACAUUCAGAAACAAGCCGAUGAAUAUGCAGCGUUGAUCAUGGAAGAAUUGGACCCCGAGAAUCUCGGUUACAUCAUGAUCGAGAACUUGGAGACGCUUUUGUUGCAAUCGCCCACCCAAACCGUGCGAGGUGAAAGCAAAAACCUGAGCCAAAUGUUGAGUACGAAGCUCAGGAACCCUAACGAUCAGAGCAUCGUACGACGAGGGUACGAUCGUUUUAAGUACUUUUUGCAAGAUAAUUGGCAAAGAUGUUGGGUGAUUACACUUUGGAUAGGGGCCAUGGCUGGUUUGUUUACGUGGAAGUACCUUCAGUACAAGGAUCGAGCUGCAUUUGACGUAAUGGGACAUUGUGUUUCUGUUGCUAAAGGCGCGGCUGAGACCCUCAAGUUAAACAUGGCUCUAAUAUUGUUACCCGUGUGUCGAAACACCAUCACGUGGCUUCGGAACAAGACGAAACUCGGUGUCGUUGUUCCUUUUGACGAUAACCUCAAUUUCCACAAAGUGAUUGCAGUCGGGAUCAUGUUCGGAGUCGGUCUUCACGCUAUUUCACAUUUAGCCUGUGAUUUCCCGAGACUUAUUAGUGCAACCGAAGAGGAGUACGAACCGAUGAUUCAGUAUUUCGGGGAGCAACCCGAUAGCUAUUGGCAUUUCGUGAAGGGAGCCGAAGGGUAUACCGGGAUCAUAAUGGUGGUUCUAAUGGCUAUAGCCUUUACGCUAGCAACCCCGUGGCUAAGGCGUGGCCGACUCAACCUACCCAAACCGCUAAAGAAACUCACUGGUUUUAACGCCUUUUGGUACUCCCAUCACCUAUUCAUUAUCGUCUAUACCUUGCUUAUAGUCCACGGAAUCAAACUUUACCUCACCAAGGAAUGGUACAAGAAAACGACUUGGAUGUACUUGGCGGUUCCGAUCUUGCUUUACGUGGCUGAGAGAUUGAUCAGGGCGUUACGAUCUAGUGUUAGGCCGGUCAAGAUACAGAAGGUUGCAGUUUACCCUGGGAACGUAUUGACGCUUCAUAUGUCGAAGCCUCAAGGCUUCAAAUACAAAAGCGGGCAAUACAUGUUUGUGAACUGUAAAGCUGUUUCGCCUUUUGAAUGGCAUCCGUUUUCGAUAACUUCGGCACCAGGAGAUGACUACCUAAGUGUGCAUAUCCGAACACUAGGUGACUGGACCCGGCAACUAAAAACAGUCUUUUCUCAGGUAUGUCAACCACCGGCUAACGGCAAAAGUGGACUGCUAAGAGCUGAGAAUCAAGGAGGCAUUGCAAAUUUCCCGAAAGUUCUAAUUGACGGGCCAUACGGAGCGCCAGCACAAGACUACAAGAAAUACGAUGUGGUGUUGCUCGUGGGAUUAGGUAUCGGAGCAACCCCAAUGAUCAGUAUCGUGAAAGACAUCGUGAAUAACAUGAAAGCCAAAAAGGAGGAAGAAGAAGCCUUGGAAAACGGCGGCAACGGUCAGUUGCCGCCAGGAUCGCCACUAUCGAAGAAGAACACGACCAACUUCAGGACAACGAGAGCUUACUUCUAUUGGGUCACAAGAGAACAAGGGUCGUUCGAUUGGUUCAAAGGAGUGAUGAACGAGGUUGCCGAAAUGGAUCAAAACGGAGUGAUCGAGAUGCACAAUUAUUGCACGAGCGUUUACGAAGAAGGCGAUGCUCGGUCCGCCCUCAUCACGAUGCUUCAGUCACUUAAUCAUGCCAAGAACGGUGUCGAUGUCGUCUCGGGAACCCGAGUGAAGUCGCAUUUCGCUAAGCCGAAUUGGCGAACCGUUUAUAAGCGGAUCGCUCUUACACACACCGAUUCCCGUGUUGGGGUAUUUUAUUGUGGAGCACCGGCACCAGUAAAAGAGUUGAAACAACUAGCUUCAGAUUUCUCUCACAAAACUUCUACCAAAUUUGACUUCCACAAGGAGAACUUUUGAUUAUUUUUUUUAAAAUUUUAUUUUAAAUAAACUUGUUUAAAUGGUUGAAACUCGUCGAACUGAUGUCAACAUCAGUUCAGAUCUCUCAUCUCGUAACUUUUACGGUGUAUCAGUAUAUAUAAACCGGUGAAAGUUACAUUGGUGUUGGGUAUCGUUUUUGGUGAAAGUAUUUUAUUCGUUUAAUUUAUUUUUAUAUACUGGUCUUUUUUGUACAAAUGUAAAUCGUUGUGUAAUAAAACAUGUUAAUCGUUACCAAAAGGGCAUUUGAUCUA
Messenger RNA from Cynara cardunculus var. scolymus (artichoke), 3269 nucleotides. Its product is annotated as respiratory burst oxidase homolog protein C-like. Bases 223 to 2997 code for a protein of 924 amino acids. NCBI's taxonomy places the organism in Eukaryota, Viridiplantae, Streptophyta, Magnoliopsida, Asterales, Asteraceae. The record is from RefSeq and is a predicted model, not a curated record. Gene Ontology annotation, cellular component: plasma membrane. Gene Ontology annotation, molecular function: peroxidase activity; NAD(P)H oxidase H2O2-forming activity; calcium ion binding. The transcript is spliced from 12 exons.